This is a messenger RNA of Chara braunii, 1161 nucleotides long. Lineage: Eukaryota; Viridiplantae; Streptophyta; Charophyceae; Charales; Characeae. The record is from the annotation of a GenBank genome assembly.
UGAGGGCUGUCAUCGAGGCAAUUCACGCAGCGCCUGUUCGCUCUGUGCUUUAUGUUGCAGGCGGGGCAUCCCAGGCUCUUGGAUGGCUCCUGUCAGUGCCAGGUGCAUCGCACUGUUUGCUGGAGGCAGUGGUUCCCUAUUCUCAAAGAUCAAUGGCUCAACUUUUGGGAAAGGUAUAAGGGUUGCUGGUGUUGGUUGCACUUGUGCGAUUGCCUCCAAGCCACUACGACAUGGCGAGCACAGGUGUUUUAUCACGACAAGGCGACAAGAAGAGCUGCGGACAUACAGCUUAUUGCUGGACAAGGGUGCCCGUGAUCGGUAUGCUGAAGACCAAAUAACAAGUCAGCUGUUCACACAGUCUUUGGCAGAUACAUUCGGUGUCCAGGUGCGUGGUUCUCUGUUCAAUCUUACAGAGAAGGACGCUCUUCAUUCCGAAGUGAAGACAUUCACUGAAGAGCAGCAGCUCGCACAACUACUCGAUGGGGAAAUCCCCAUGGUGGUCUUCCCUUCUGAACGAGGGUCGUGCAGCGGCCGGCGUAUCGUGCUUCCGGGGUCGUUCAACCCUCUCCACGAAGGUCAUCUUCAAUUGAUGGAGGCAGCUUGUGGGCUUGUUCGUGAUAGCGUACCUUGCUUUGAGAUAUCCGCCAUCAACGCUGACAAGCCUCCUCUUCAGGUUGCGGACAUCAUGAAGAGAGUUGAGCAAUUCAAGGAGAGGGUACUCUGUGGGGUAUUGUCGUGCUAUGAGUGGCACUGGGACUUCCUUUGUCAGUGUCCCAGUGGGAUCAGUGGAACUGAUGGGGCUAGAGGGACCAGUGUGGGCAGUGGGACAAGCGCGGCCAGUGACAGCAUGGGACUAGUGGGAUCAGUGUGUCCCAGUGAAAUCAGUGGAACCAGUGGGGGACAGAGCAGUGGGACCAGUGGGGCAAGUGGGACCAUGGGACUCGUGAGACCAGUGGGGCCAGUUGGAAUGUGAUGUUCGACGACGAUGUGUCAGUGAGACACUGACCUGUGAAGACAGAGUAAGAUUGUCAGCCAGACAAUGUUCGUCAGUAUGUUGCGCGUGCAUCUCUGCCACACCAGUGGGGUGUUUGUGAAGCAUAGCAUCACAACUCCCCUCCACAAUGUCCAUGGUCUUUGUGUGAAUGAAGUGCAAAGCAUAGC